Molecule: messenger RNA, 677 nt
Organism: Ipomoea nil (Japanese morning glory)
Lineage: Eukaryota; Viridiplantae; Streptophyta; Magnoliopsida; Solanales; Convolvulaceae
Product: heavy metal-associated isoprenylated plant protein 34-like
Exons: 4
Coding region: 33-560 (175 amino acids)
Molecular function (GO): metal ion binding
Source: RefSeq, a predicted model, not a curated record
UAUAUAGUUGCAGUCGUCAAGCUUGUGAAUCAAUGGAGCCGGUAGCACAUGCGGGUUGUAUUUUGAAAGUGGACGUGCAAUGCGAUUCAUGCAAGUUAAACGUCCUGGAAGUUCUGAGUUCCAUAAAUGGUGUAUAUUCAGUUAGCAUCGACGCUGAGGAAGGACUUGCUAGGGUUUCUGGGGAAGUGGAUCCGAACAGACUCUUGACUGCUCUGGCAAGGUCCGGCAGACACGCAGAGGUGAAGAUUGUGAAUCUCAGGCAUCCAUUGUUGAAUCGUGGCUAUGGAUCUUCGUCUAAUUACGAAAAUGGCUACGGCUAUGGUGCCAUCGAGGAUCCGUAUAUGUACGCCGGCAGAAGAGGGUUGCCGGAGUAUCCCAUGGGCGGCGGCGGCGGCGCCUAUGAGGCGCACCACCACGGCAAUGUUAAUUAUCCGAUAAGGGGAUACGGUUGGCAUGCGGCGGCCGCCGGUAAUCCUUUUUACGACGUUUCUAGUUAUCAGCGUUAUGCGGCCCAAGCUCUAUCGUCACCCUUUCGAUAUGGGCAUUACAACUAUUGCUAAGACCUAAGAGGCUUCAGUGGUGAUCGAUCGCUUAUCACGUCAUAGCUAUCCGCGGAAUUUUUCAACAUUUUAUUUUAUUUAAACAAAUAUUCGUCAUUUUUCUUACCUUGUAUUAUA